Aspergillus puulaauensis is the source of this 1275-nucleotide messenger RNA. RefSeq lists its product as uncharacterized. Gene Ontology annotation, biological process: positive regulation of transcription by RNA polymerase II; aromatic amino acid catabolic process. The transcript is spliced from 2 exons. NCBI's taxonomy places the organism in Eukaryota, Fungi, Ascomycota, Eurotiomycetes, Eurotiales, Aspergillaceae. Gene Ontology annotation, cellular component: nucleus. Gene Ontology annotation, molecular function: DNA-binding transcription factor activity, RNA polymerase II-specific. Bases 1 to 1275 code for a protein of 424 amino acids. The record is from RefSeq and is a predicted model, not a curated record.
AUGCGAGAUCCACCUUCUACUGAACAGGAAUUCCCCAUGCAGGACCGUUGGAGGGAGGAUGUUGUGGAGCCAACAAGACGGUCAGAACGAAUGUCUUGGAUGCUUGUUAGUUCCGCGCUGGCACUUGCGCACGAACUCGGUGUGUUCGACUCAAGAGACCAUGUGGGCGACGCGAAAGGACAGGAUCAGAUUGCAGGUCCAGACGUUGAAAGCUAUCUCCAGGAUUUGGGGCUCAGACGCCAGCGUCUUCCGUCGUUGCUAUUUGUGACUGUGAAUUUACUAGCAUCUAGAAUCGGCUGCACAUCUAUCAUGCCGGAUCACUCUAAACAAUCGAGCCUUGAUAGGGUUAUGGUCGUCGACCCUGAAUGGGCGAUAUUCAUGAACUCGUGGGUAGAUCUAACAGGGUUGACUCGGACGCUGCGAGAAACAUUCUUCACUGUGAUCAAGAGCAAUGACACCCAGUGUAUUGAUUUUGAGUCUCUAGAGCAAUGGAAAAUACAGCUUGCAGCUUGGAAAGACCGUCAUCACGACGUUGAGAAAUUUCGCUAUGAUAAUAUCCUCCAAAUUGAGUACCAAUACCUGAGGGUUUUUGCCAGCUCCCUUGGAGUCCAGGGUAUCGUUGAACGCGUGCUAUCCGACACGCUCCCGCAAGGAACAAUCGACGCAACGUUUGUCUCGCAGGCACGUCAACUCAAUAUGAGCAGGAAUGAGUAUGAGUUUAUUGAAGAAGUCAUCGAUGGGGCCUGCGUAAUCCUGACACGUAUCGUAUCGCUCUCGGACCCCCGAUGUCUUCCGAUGAGGGUAUUGUCGCGCAUGAUAAGCUCCUCAAUAUUUCUUCUCAAAGCGCUAGCCCUAGGCGUGCGAAAGACCAAGUUACAAGAGUCUCUACACUUGCUGGAUGCGGCAAUAGCUGCUCUUCUUUCUAACCCACUAGAUGAUAUCCAUCUUGUCUCAAGAUACGCCACGCUGCUCAAGACCCAUGUGUCGCGCUUGCGACAGACAUUCGUUAGCUCUGGGCGAGUGGAGAGCCAGAGUAAUGAACCAAGCCAGGAUGAAACAGACGAUACUAACGAACUAGAACAGCCGCCCCAAGCAGAAAUUACAUGGGAUCCUGAUUUGAUGCACUGGUCUGACCAAGUUGACUUCAACGACUGGUUGUCUCUUCCGUUAGACCCCCUGAUGGCCCCCUUCGGAUCCUGGGAUGGGGGCCAAGGGGAUUUAGGGCUAGAUUCCGACUGUUUAGACCUGGACUUUAUUUGGAAUCUUCCUCCAUAG